GGCGAUAAAGAUAGUGGAAAUAGCCCUAAAGAUGCACGAGGAACCAUCAACAACAGUACAUCGGUAUCGUCCAGUUAGUGUCUAGUAGUGGUCAAGAAAACAAGAUGUUUAACAGUGCCAGUGGUGUGUUUGUUGACAUUGAGAUUGAAAGAGAUCCAGAAACAGACGAUGCCGGUCAUGGAGAUUUUGAAACGGCCAUCAAUUUUGCGAGGUUCGGAAAGUUCCAGAAAAUUCUUCUGGCCAUCAGCGGUCUUAUCUAUGCGACUUGUGCGAUAAGCUCGACAACGCUUUCUUUUGUCUUACCAUCGGCACAAUGCGACUUCAGAUUGACAUCGGUGGACAAGGGCAAGCUAUCAGCAAUGCCAUUGGUCGGAAUGUUGUUUGGCUGUUGCUUGUGGGGCUCUCUGGCUGAUUCACAUGGCAGAAAAGUAGCAAUAAUAUUAUCAUUGCUAUUGGAUUUUUUGUCUGGAUUGAUAUCAUCGUUCGUAACCGAUUUUAAUUUGUUUUUGGCUUGUAGAUUUUUCAACGGAUUUGGGAUUAUUGGUGCAACCAGUAUUAUAUUCUCAUAUCUUGGAGAGUUUAUCUCCAUUAAAGACAGAGACAGGAUAUUAGGAAAACUGGAAAUUUUCUGGAACAUUGGAAUAAUAAUCCUGCCAGGAGUUGCAUGGUCUUUACUGGGUAAAAAGACCAUAGAAAUAAUAGAAGAUGGAGGUAGUUUUAGUCCAUGGAGGACCUUUGUAUUGAUAUGCAGUCUGCCCAGUCUUUUUAGUGCAGUUCUCCUGUAUUUCCUACCAGAAACGCCAAAGUACCUUAUAUCAAAGAAAAUGUACGAAAAAGCCAGGCUAGUGUUUCAGAAGAUUUAUACUUUUAAUACAGGAGAUGAUGGAGAUAAUUUUCCAGUUCAUCAUUUGCAAGAAGAAGACAACAACAAUAAGAUGGAACAAAAGCAUAAAAACGAAAAGAAGAAUUUCUGGAAAGACAGUCUUUCCAAAUUGCACGAUUUGAUUGAAACUCUGAGAAGCCAUCAGUAUUUACGAUAUUUGGGUAUUACUUGCUUUGCUGACUUUGGUUUAAUGGCCAGCUACUACACAUUGGUAUUAUGGUUCCCUGAGAUUUUUGAACGUUUUGACAGUAUUGGAAUGAAACAUUCCAAUAACACGAGAGGAGUAUGUGCGAUAUCACAAACUCAUAUUCAGCCCAGUAAACAUCACGACAGUGAAUGCGAUCCAUUCAUUGAGAACAAAGUGUUUUCAACGUUACUUUAUAUACCUUGA
Molecule: messenger RNA, 1274 nt
Organism: Sitophilus oryzae (rice weevil)
Lineage: Eukaryota; Metazoa; Arthropoda; Insecta; Coleoptera; Curculionidae
Product: synaptic vesicle glycoprotein 2B-like
Exons: 8
Coding region: 105-1274 (389 amino acids)
Biological process (GO): transmembrane transport
Cellular component (GO): membrane
Molecular function (GO): transmembrane transporter activity
Source: RefSeq, a predicted model, not a curated record